UUUGUUCCUAAAACCAGUGCCAGUGAGAGGUCUAAAUGUUAUUUUUUGGUGGACUCUGCUUUCCAACAUUCAUGAAGCUUAUAGGUUAAGAAAAGGUAUGCUCUGAAAGUAAAGUUUGGAGAAUCUCCUAAAAAGGUUAUUCUUCAUUGUUAUGGCAUCCAAGAAAGCUAUGCUUUACUUAAAGAAAAGAAAAUGGAAAUGGGAUGGUAGUUAAUUAUCAAGUAUCGCAGACACUUUUUUUUCCCCUAAAAUUCAUACUGGCAGCAUUCAAAAUCUCAGACGAGUUCAUGAACGUUUUUUCAGGGCUGAAAAUCAGAUGAACUGGUUAUGUGAGCUUCUGAAACAAAACUUGGUAGAGGGCAAGAACAGUAACACUAGUCACUUUGUGUGUUUCUUCUGAAGAUACAUGAUUGGAGAUUUUAAACCAUACUCUAAUAGUGGAAUCCCUGAAUUGCUUUUCAGGGCUGAGAUCAGAUGUGAUGUUCAUAUAUAUAUAUGAGCUUUCAAGGCCAAAUCUGGUAGAUGCUAAUUAAAGCUGUACAAGCUCCUUAAUCUAUACAAUGGGGAUUGUGGAAGCCAUCAUCUCUGGGGUGUUAUCAUGUUUUUGCCAAACAUGCCGACCAUUUUGCCAACAAUUGAACUAUAUCAGAAAAGUUAAAGAAAAUGAACAAACUAUGGGGAGAGAGUUGGAUUCCUUGAGGAGCCAAAAAAGAGAUCUUAGUGCCAAACUGAACACAGGCGAAGUGCAGCAUGGAAAAAGACCGAAAGAAGAGGUAACAAAUUGGUUGAAGAACUUGGAGGAGAUAGAAAAUGAUGUGAACAGCUUAAGCUCUUUUGAUGCGCAUCAUAUGUGCUUCAAAAGAUCUUGCCCAAAUUACUACUCCCGUUGGAAGAGAAGCAAGAAAACAGUAAAGAUACUCCACAGAGUCAAAACUCUUCAAGAGAUAGGAAAGUCAUUUCAUCAAAGUGAAAGUAUAUUCAUUGAUUCACUACCAGAAACUUCAUCCAGUUUGCCAACAACAGCCUUACAUGGUAGUUCAGCUGAAAGGAAGAAAGGAGAGAUUUUGCAAUGCAUCAUGAAUCCUGAGGUGAGGAAGAUUGGAAUAUUUGGUAUGGGAGGUGUUGGCAAGACAACCAUCAUGAGGCACAUUUACAAUCAGCUGAAGGAAAAGAAAGACGAUUUUGCUAUUGUCAUGUGGGUGGAUGUUUCCAGUUCUUUCAACUUGGCGAAGAUACAAGAAAAAAUUGCGGAAAAGUUGGGCUGUGACCUCUCUUCAUCCACCGAUGAAACAAGUAGAGCACUGGUGUUACAUGAAGCUUUUAAAAGGAGGAGGAACUUUGUAAUCUUCUUAGAUGAUGUGUGGGAGAGUGUUUCUCUACAAGAUGUGGGCAUUCCUGAAGCUGAUGGAUGUAAUGGUUCCAAAAUUGCGUGGACUACCCGUUUCGUCAAUGUUUGUCAUAGCAUGGAGAGCCAAAGAGAAAUUAAAGUAGAGUGCCUUGCCGGUGAAGAAUCUUGGGCUUUGUUCAAGGAGAAAGUUGGCGGUGAGGAUGUUAUUAUGUCGCCUGAAAUUGAGCCAAUUGCAAGGAAGGUAGCCUGCGAAUGUGGAGGACUGCCACUGGCCUUGAUCACUGUUGGGCGUGCUUUAAGGAAAGAAUAUCAAUUGGAAGUCUGGAGGAAUGCACUGCAGGAACUCAAGACAUCAAGCAGUGAUCAGAUUGAUGGCAUGGGCAAAGAUGUAUUUGUGAGUCUCAAAUUCAGUUACAAACGGUUGCGGAAUGACAAGAUUCGUGCAUGUUUCUUAUAUUGUGUUCUAUAUCCAGAGGGCGUCUACAUAUUUGUUCAUCACUUGAUUGAGUACUGGAUGGCAGAAGGAUUGAUCGAUGAGGAGGGGAGUGUAGAGACUGAGAAAGACAGAGGGCAUGCUUAUCUCAAGGAACUCAAAGAUGCAUGCAUGAUAGAGAGUAUCGAAGAUUAUAAUGGAUAUGUGAGGAUGCAUGACUUGAUCCGAGAUCUAGCAAUUAACAUCACAAGGGAACAACCUCUCUUCAUGGUAAAAGCUGGAUUAUGGCUGAAGGAGUCACCUAAGGAGGAAGAAUGGGAUGAAAAUCUAGAGAGAGUCUCAUUGACAAUGAAUAAUAUCGAAACAUUUCAAGGUCAACCAAAUUGUCCCCACCUAUCAACUUUGUUGCUACAACAUAAUUCUUGUUCAGUCAGCUUCUCCGAGACAUUCUUCAAGCAUAUGCACAACCUUCGAGUCCUCAACCUCUUUGAUACUGGAAUAGAAUCACUUCCAGGUUCGCUUUCUGAUUUGAUAAACCUUCAUGCACUAAUCUUGGCGAAAUGCCCUUGCCUUCAGUAUAUACCUUCACUGGCUAAACUUCAGAAACUAAGAAAAUUAACCCUCUCAGGGCUCUCAUCCCUAAAAGAACUACCAUAUGGGCUUGAAAACUUAGUAAAACUUAGACAUCUGGAUAUUUCUAGAGGAGGGUGGGGAAGUUUUCCAUCUGGAGCACUUUUAAAAAAGUCUUGUCUUGAAAAUCUUUUCAUGGAUAGCAGUGUGGCACCAAGGACUAAGAGGAUUACUCAGAAAUGUUCUCGCCAUGAUUGA
Messenger RNA from Dioscorea cayenensis subsp. rotundata (Guinea yam), 2609 nucleotides. RefSeq names its product disease resistance protein At4g27190-like. NCBI's taxonomy places the organism in Eukaryota, Viridiplantae, Streptophyta, Magnoliopsida, Dioscoreales, Dioscoreaceae. The coding region runs from base 561 to 2609 and encodes 682 amino acids. The record is from RefSeq and is a predicted model, not a curated record. Gene Ontology annotation, molecular function: ADP binding. The transcript has 4 exons.